Messenger RNA from Gracilinanus agilis (Agile Gracile Mouse Opossum), 1097 nucleotides. RefSeq names its product RNA pseudouridine synthase domain containing 1 (gene RPUSD1). NCBI's taxonomy places the organism in Eukaryota, Metazoa, Chordata, Mammalia, Didelphimorphia, Didelphidae. Bases 177 to 1097 code for a protein of 306 amino acids. The transcript is spliced from 6 exons. The record is from RefSeq and is a predicted model, not a curated record. Gene Ontology annotation, biological process: pseudouridine synthesis. Gene Ontology annotation, molecular function: RNA binding; pseudouridine synthase activity.
GAGCCAUGGAGAGAGCAUGAUUUACUGAACAACCCAUGGAACUCCAAGACCAACCCUUGGACUCUGCUGUCAUUUCUGCUGCUGACUCCCUGGGUGAUUGGGAACAAGUUCUUUGACCUUUCUGGGCCUCAUUUUCUCCAUCUACAAACUGGCAUACCUACGGCUUCAAACCUACCAUGGAGCCAGGACACAUAGAGAACCUCUCCAUUCUCUACCAGAGCUCAGACUUCAUCGUGGUCAACAAACAUUGGGACCUCCGCAUUGAUAGCAAGAUGUGGUAUGAGACCUUGACUCUGCAGAGUCAGCUGAAACAUCACUUCCCAGAGCUGGCUGAUCCUGACACCUACUAUGGCUUCAGGUUCUGUCACCAGCUGGAUUUCUCCACCAGCGGAGCGCUCUGUGUGGCUUUGAACAAGGCAGCAGCUGGCAGGGCCUACAAGUGCUUCAAGGAGCGGCAAGUCACCAAAGCCUACCUUGCCCUGGUUCGAGGCCAUGUCCAAGAGAGCAGAAUGACCAUCAACCAUGCCAUUGGAAAGAAUACUACAGAAGGCUUGACCCAUAUGAUGUGCAUUGAAGGGACAGAAGGAUGUGAGAAUGCCAAACCAUGCUUGACGGAACUGACGGUCCUGGAACGUGGUUUGUAUGAUGGUGACCCAGUAUCCAAAGUCCUUCUCCAGCCCCUCACAGGCCGGACCCAUCAGCUGCGAGUACACUGCAGCAGCAGCGGGCAUCCCAUCGUGGGCGACUUCACCUAUAGCUUCAAGAAGGACAUCCGCCCAUUCCGCAUGAUGCUCCAUGCCUUCUAUCUUCGUAUCCCCACGUGCGGGGAGCUCAUCGAGGUGAGCACCCCCGACCCCUUCGUGCCCACCCUGGAUGCUAACUGGCAGCCCCAACACCAGGUCCAACCUCUGGAGCACGUCAUCCAUACCCUGAAGAUUGCCGCCGCCGCUGCGGAUCUCUCUCCUGGGGAGACAUCGCCUCCGCCCCUGGGCGGCCAGGAUGGGAGCACCCCAAAGGGCAGGGCCAAGGAGUCUGCAGAGCAGAGGGCCAGGUGCCAGCAGUGGCUGGCAGAAUGGACGGCAGAACCAGAGAACUGA